Messenger RNA from Xenopus tropicalis (tropical clawed frog), 1933 nucleotides. It is a transcript of the gene jph1, whose product is annotated as junctophilin 1. Gene Ontology annotation, cellular component: endomembrane system; endoplasmic reticulum membrane; plasma membrane. The record is from RefSeq and is marked provisional. NCBI's taxonomy places the organism in Eukaryota, Metazoa, Chordata, Amphibia, Anura, Pipidae.
GUAGCUCCCUGACUCGGGAGAAGGGGAAGAAGCUGAGGGAAGCAGAGCGGGGAGAGAGCGUAUGCCGCCGGCCGACACAGGGUGCGUUCCUCCGCCGCCCCCAGCAGGACAGCUUCCCCUCCCAGACCCGCUCCGCUCCCGGGCUCCCCUCCCAGACCCGCUCCGCUCCCGGGCUCCCCUCCCAGACCCGCACCCCUCCGGGAGAGUGUCCAGCUGCCCGCACUCAUUCAGCUCCCGGGAUCUGCUUGCCUCCCCUGAAUGACGGGCGGACGUUUCGAUUUCGACGAUGGCGGCACUUACUGUGGCGGCUGGGAGGAUGGCAAGGCUCACGGACACGGCAUCUGCACCGGCCCCAAGGGACAAGGGGAGUACUCCGGCUCCUGGUCUCACGGCUUCGAGGUAGUGGGGGCUUACACCUGGCCCAGCGGGAACACCUACCUGGGCUAUUGGGCUCAGGGCAAGAGGCAUGGGCUGGGGGUAGAGACCAAGGGCAGGUGGAUUUACCGAGGAGAAUGGUCUCACGGCUUCAAGGGACGCUAUGGGGUCCGGCAGAGCAUGAGCACCCCGGCUCGGUACGACGGGACAUGGAGUAACGGGCUGCAGGACGGCUAUGGGGUAGAGACCUACGGGGAUGGAGGUACGUACCAAGGACAAUGGAUGGGAGGAAUGAGACACGGAUAUGGUGUGCGCCAGAGUGUUCCCUAUGGCAUGGCUACAGUCAUUCAUUCACCUCUUAGAACCUCUUUGUCUUCACUACGAAGUGAACAAAGCAAUGGCACUGUGCUACAUGAUAUAGGAGUAGACAGCCCAGUAGGAUCACGGGGAGGUUUUGUCUUGAAUUUUCACAGUGAUUCUGAAUUGAUGACUGGUAAGAAAAAGGGCUUGUUUAGAAGAGGGUCACUUCUUGGUAGCAUUAAACUAAGAAAAUCUGACUCUAAGAUCUCUAUAUCCAGCAAGCGCAGCUCGGUGAGGAGUGAUGCAGCGAUGAGUAGAAUUAGUUCAAGUGAUGCUAACUCAACUAUUAGCUUUGGAGAUGGAGAUUGUGAUUAUUGUCCUGUGGAAGAUCAUGUUGAUGCUACAACGACAGAAACCUAUAUGGGAGAGUGGAAGAAUGACAAACGCACAGGGUUUGGUGUUAGUGAGCGCUCGAAUGGUAUGAAAUAUGAAGGUGAAUGGCUAAAUAACAGAAGACAUGGCUAUGGAUGUACCAUAUUUCCAGAUGGCACAAAAGAGGAAGGAAAGUAUAAAAACAAUGUCUUAGUCCGUGGAAUAAGAAAGCAACUUAUACCGAUAAAGAACACAAAAACAAAGGAGAAAGUUGAUCGAGCUAUAGAGGGAGCUCAGCGGGCAGCAGCAGUGGCAAGGACAAAAGUAGAAAUAGCAGUUUCAAGGACAGAGCAUGCUCGAGCUAAAGCGAAUGCGGCUGAUCAGGCAAGCCAAGCUGCACGACAAGAAUCUGACAUUGCAAGAGCAGUGGCAAGAGAGCUUUCUCCUAGCUUCCACCAACCAGGACCUGAAUACAUCAAGCAGAAGUUUCAGGAAGGGGUGGUGGAAGUCAAAGAACACAUUGAAGAAAAACUUCCCCAGAAGCCACCCUCUCCAAAAGAGUCACCACAUUUUUACAGGAAAGGUACAACCCCUCCAAGGACACCAGAAGAAAAGAGGAAACCAGCUUCCCCACCUGCCCCCAAGCAUUCAGAAGGGAAGAAUUACAAUUCAGCAUCUGCUAUCCUAAGCAAAAAAAGUUCAUCAGUUGAAAACCUGCCCAUUUCACCCAACAAGCCCUUGCCUUUCAAAGCACCCAUUAAAGCACCUGUCAAAGAAGAGGUCUUUGCACCACCUCCACCAAAGGCGUCAAUUGCUCCAAAUCCGAGUAGCACUGGAAAUGGAGAACUGCAUGCCGACUACCAUGGAUACUUAGUAAAAGUAAGUC